AUGAGAGGACAGCUUGGGCGAAAAGGCGUGGCGGCCCUUUACGCCGGCCCAACAAUCACCUCCUACACGGAUGCGUGUGAAGCCCCAGUGGCCAUGUGGGAAGGCGCAAUUCCGCUGAAGCAUGAGCGUGUAGUUAAAAAUGGCAUUGCCACCCAUGUAGUGAAGAAAACAUACGCCCAUCCGCCAGAAAUUCAUCCGACCAACCUAAGCUUCAAUGACAUCGAUUCCAUGUACUGCCUGGGAAACGAUGAGCUGAUCAAGUACUUCCCAGAGGGCGUGGGCGGAAAGGUGAUGCAGCUCAUGCCCCCAAGUCAUCCACGCGGUUUCCUGUACCGGAAGCAGAGUCACCUCCUUAAUUGCUUCAUUGAUAAGCUUCCCUUCUGGCAAAGCAAGGAGAGGGCGCUGCGCUCUCUCACGAACGGGCGACCCGGAUUCAUUAUGGAUGGUCCGACUGGGAGCGGCAAGAGCGCACUGCUCUGUCAGGCAGUGCACUACGCACGCUCUCGCAAUAUCAUUACCCUCUACAUCUCUAACGCGAAAGCAUGGACGCACGGGGAGUGGUGCUGGCCCAGCACGAUCCUGCCAGGCUUCUUCGAUGCACCUGAUGCAGGACGAGAGUUUCUUCGCACAGUGGCAGAAGCAAAUCGGCCUCUCCUGCAGACGUGGGAGCUGAGGGUGACGCCGCAGGACUUACCUCUAGAGCAAGGCGAGAAGCAGCCACGCUCCCUCUAUGACCUUUGUGAGUGGGGUCACCGCGCUGUUGCGCCAGCGUCUAUUGACCGUCAGAGUGUGUGUAUCAAGUUUUUCUUCGACGAGGUCAGCGCCGAGAAAACGAAGCCGAUUGUCAUCGCCGUGGACGGGUGGAAUCUGUUUUCUCACGAGACGCACUUCCGAUACCCACACCCCGACUUCCUACGCACUUUGACUACGCUGAACGACGGGUCGACGGACGUUGACUUGUAUCCACAAGAGCUACCUCGCAUUCCGGCGUCGCGACUGAGCUUUGUGCGCGGUCUCAACAAACUGAUUCUCUCAAAGCAGGACCCCAACAAGUUUUUCAUCACUUGCACCACGCGUGACUUUAAGCCCUUUGACGGCAUCAGCGGAUUCACCGAUGUGGAGAACGACCGUUUUAAGAACAGCCUCGACGAGUACGCGCCGUAUGAUCCAGAGAAGGACUCCUUUUUUCACCCUAUCGAGGUGGACAACUUUACUGAGUACGAGUACAGGGCGUUCCUCCGUUUCAUCAUCAACUCUGGCGAGUUAGCUGGCCUCGGCUGGGGCCCGAUGUGGCACUACUCAAGCGACUUUGAGCGGAAGUUGUACAAGAUCGACUUUAUGUCAGAUCGCAACCCGCAGAGGGUGGUCAAUCACUAUCACCAAGAGCUCGUGUGGCGUUACGAGUACAAGCGCACGCGGCAGAAGCAGUACCUGCUAGCGCGACGCAAGAUGUGGCAAGGCGCCGAGGUGUCUUACGGACUGCACAACGGCAAGUGA
Messenger RNA from Leishmania braziliensis MHOM/BR/75/M2904, 1497 nucleotides. RefSeq lists its product as hypothetical. The record is from RefSeq and is a predicted model, not a curated record. Bases 1 to 1497 code for a protein of 498 amino acids. NCBI's taxonomy places the organism in Eukaryota, Euglenozoa, Kinetoplastea, Trypanosomatida, Trypanosomatidae. The transcript has a single exon. Gene Ontology annotation, molecular function: structural constituent of ribosome. Gene Ontology annotation, cellular component: mitochondrial small ribosomal subunit.